Raphanus sativus (radish) is the source of this 864-nucleotide messenger RNA. Its product is annotated as putative F-box/LRR-repeat protein 23. Gene Ontology annotation, molecular function: protein binding. The record is from RefSeq and is a predicted model, not a curated record. Bases 58 to 759 code for a protein of 233 amino acids. The transcript has 2 exons. NCBI's taxonomy places the organism in Eukaryota, Viridiplantae, Streptophyta, Magnoliopsida, Brassicales, Brassicaceae.
AGACAGUCGCAAUCCUUUACCCUCAGAAACUGAUCCGUCCUCUUCGUCUCGGGCGAGAUGAAAAACGCAAAACGUGUAAACUGGUCGGAGCUUCCAUCGGAGCUGAUAUAUACGAUUCUUCUCCGUCUCAGCGUGCCUGAUAGACUACGAAACGCUCGGAGCGUGUGCAGAUCGUGGCGACGCGUCUGUCAAGACCCCUUGAUGUGGCGAAAAAUCGAGAUGCCUGAUAUGGGAGACUACCAAGAAGCCAUGGAUUAUUACGAUGCGGCGGAGGCCAUGUGCCGUCGCGCCGUUGAUCUAAGCCAGGGCGGAUUGGUAGAGAUCAACAUUGAGUACUUCGGCUCCGAUUCUCUCCUCGCCUACAUCGCCGACAGGUCAAGUAACCUGAAACGCCUUGUGCUUACUGAGUGCGAUCACGUGACGGGUAUGGGAAUUUUGGAAGCAGUCUUGAAGCUCGCACUGCUCGAACACCUUGAGCUUUCGGACUUUUAUUUUAUGGAAUUGGAUUUGGAAUCUAUAGGCCUUUCUUGCCCGCUUCUCAAGACUCUGAAGCUAAACAAUGUGGGUUACUACUACAAGGAGGACGAGUGUGAUGAUGAUGCUUUGGCGAUUGCUGGAACGAUGCCCGGUCUUCACCACCUCCAGCUUGUUGGGAACAUGUUAACAAACGCCGGCUUAAACGCCAUCGUUGAGAAUUGUCAUCACCUCAAGUGCCUUGAUUUACGCAAUUGUGGCCACGUCAACCUUGUCCCCCAAUGAUUUCCAGAAGUUAUAUGAUUUGUCGUUCAACACAAACCAUACUCUUUUUUUUUUGUGAACUUUUGAUGCAUUAUAUUUGAACUUCCCGGAGUUUAUGCUUGUUAA